Molecule: messenger RNA, 3994 nt
Organism: Chaetomium fimeti
Lineage: Eukaryota; Fungi; Ascomycota; Sordariomycetes; Sordariales; Chaetomiaceae
Product: Lon protease C-terminal proteolytic domain-containing protein
Exons: 2
Coding region: 281-3574 (1097 amino acids)
Biological process (GO): chaperone-mediated protein complex assembly; protein catabolic process; protein quality control for misfolded or incompletely synthesized proteins
Cellular component (GO): mitochondrial matrix
Molecular function (GO): ATP binding; ATP hydrolysis activity; single-stranded DNA binding
Source: RefSeq, a predicted model, not a curated record
CGCAUUAUUAAGACAUCAUCGCCGAGAUCCCGGCCUUCGCAGGCGUUUUCGGAGCUACCAUUGAACCCCCCAACCACCACCUCCAGGGUUUUCCCGUACUGCGCGGGUUAAUUUGUACAUUAUUUUCUCAGUUCUUCGAGUGUUUUGGCGACAUUGAUUGCGUUAUAGACUCUGCUUUUCCCCGCUGCGUCCGGUCGUCCAAGCUCAAGAUCGCUUGGACCAGAAACCCGCAAAUCUUGACGUCAAAUCGUCCUGAAGCUCUGCCCUUCGCCAAUCCACAAUGCUGCCCCGACAGCGCGUCCUUCGGCUAUCCGCUCCGAAAACCCCCAUAUUCUCGGCAUCGUCACGAAGCCUGAGCGUGUGCUCCGUCCCCGCAUCAAUACGACAUCGACGACAUGCUGCGCCCCGGCUACUGAGCUCCUCGAGGGGCCCUUGGCCCUCGUCUCUUUCGAACUUCUCGACGUAUACUGCGCUAGGCAAGAAGAAGGAUGGGUUCUUCGACGGCGCUACUGAGCCUCUUUCCGAGGAGGAAAAGAAGGCGAACCUCGAGAAAGCUGAAGCUGGGGAAAAGGAGGCUGCAAAGACCAAGUCGUCAACCUCCGAUGCGCCAUCCAACACAAGCGGCAAGGGCGCCCCAGAGUCCCCGGAUGGCAAAGGUAGCGCUGCUGGUGGUGCCUCGUCUGGCUCGGGAGGAGAUGACUCGGGGUCGACCGGCGGAAAGCGGGGGCGGAAGAGUGAUAAGGCGCUCGCGAAGCCAGUCGUGCCCGAGAUCUACCCACAGGUUCUCGCCAUACCGAUCGCAAAGAGGCCGCUAUUCCCGGGGUUCUACAAAGCCAUUACCAUCAAAGACCCCAACGUCGCCGCUGCGAUAACUGAGAUGUUCAAGCGGGGGCAACCCUAUGUCGGGGCUUUCCUGUUCAAAGAUGAGAAUGCCGAUGACGACAUCAUCCGCAAUGCGGACGAUGUCCACGACGUCGGCGUUUUUGCUCAGGUCACCAGCGCAUUUCCCAUGAACUCGCAGAGCGGCGAGGGCGGAGGUCUGACGGCGAUUCUGUACCCCCAUCGCAGAAUCCGACUGUCCUCGUUGAUCCCGCCUGGAGCUGCGGAUGCUUCGAAGGCCACCCCUGUCGCAGAGCCUAUUCCCGAGCCUACUCCCAAGCCGGCAGAGGAGGCGGACCAGAAGGGAGACGUGGUGGCGAGCUUUGAGGAGAGUGCCGUCGAGCAGAAACCAGAGAAAGCCGAGACGCCCAAGAAGCUGCACGAGGUGACUUCCUUCCUGAAGAAGUACCCGGUUAGCAUCGCCAACGUCGACAACCUCACCGAGGAACCCCACGAUCCCAAGAGCCAAGUCGUCCGUGCCGUCACGAACGAGAUCGUAAACGUUUUCAAGGAGGUCGCCAGCAUGAACAGCUUGUUUAGGGAUCAAAUCUCCACAUUUUCAAUUAGCCAGUCUGCCGGCAACGUCAUGUCAGAGCCCGCCAAGCUCGCCGAUUUUGCCGCUGCCGUCUCUGCGGGAGAGCCUGCCGAGCUUCAAGAAGUCUUGGAGAGCUUGAACGUCGAGGACAGGAUGCACAAGGCGCUCUUGGUGCUCAAGAAGGAGCUGGCUAACGCUCAGCUUCAGUCAAAAAUUACCAAGGAUGUGGAGAGUAAGAUUACAAAACGCCAGCGUGAAUACUGGUUGAUGGAGCAGAUGAAGGGCAUCAGACGGGAGCUCGGUAUCGAGUCGGAUGGCAAGGACAAGCUGGUCGAAAAGUUCAAGGAAAAGGCGGACAAACUGGCGAUGCCUGAAGCGGUGCGGAAGGUGUUUGACGAAGAACUUAACAAACUAGCACACCUGGAGCCGGCCGCUUCAGAGUUCAACGUGACCCGGAACUACCUCGACUGGCUCACGCAAAUCCCCUGGGGGCUGAAGAGCGCCGAGAACUUUGACAUCCGGAACGCCAUGACCGUUUUGGACGAGGAUCACUACGGCCUCAAGGAUGUCAAGGACCGCAUCCUAGAGUUCAUCGCAGUCGGAAAGCUGCGCGGAACCGUCGAGGGCAAGAUCCUCUGCUUCGUUGGCCCUCCUGGUGUGGGUAAGACGAGCAUUGGAAAAUCAAUUGCCCGCGCGCUGAACCGCGAGUACUACCGGUUCAGCGUUGGUGGUCUCACCGACGUUGCGGAAAUCAAGGGACAUAGGAGGACAUAUGUCGGUGCCCUGCCUGGCCGUGUCAUCCAGGCCCUGAAGAAGUGCAAGACCGAGAACCCCUUGAUCCUGAUCGACGAGAUCGAUAAGAUCGGGCGCGGCUACCAAGGAGAUCCUUCCUCGGCCCUGCUCGAGCUUCUUGACCCUGAGCAGAACAGCUCUUUCCUCGAUCACUACAUGGACGUCCCCGUCGAUCUCUCCAAGGUUCUCUUCGUCUGCACUGCCAACAUGACUGAUACCAUUCCGCGACCGCUCCUCGACCGUAUGGAGGUCAUCAGGCUGUCUGGAUAUGUCUCGGAUGAGAAGAUGGCCAUCGCUGAGAGGUACCUCGCGCCGCAGGCGCAGGAGCUCGCUGGCCUCAAGAAAGUUGAUGUGCAGCUGGCAAAGGCGGCAAUCGAGGAGCUCAUCAAGUCGUACUGCAGGGAAGCCGGUGUCCGAAACCUCAAGAAACAAAUCGAGAAGGUCUACCGUAAAUCGGCACUAAAGAUUGUUCAAGACCUGGGUGAAGAAGCGCUACCCGAGGCGGAGGCUCUUACAGACGAGGGCAAGGCUGCCCGCGAGGCGUCGGAGAAGGAGGGCAAAGCUCAAGAGGCCGACAAGGAAGGAACCGAAAACAAAACCACCGAGAAGCCGAGGCUACCGCUAAAGGUCCCCGAGAGCGUGCACGUCACGAUUGACAAGGAGAACCUCAAGGACUACGUAGGCCCCCCGGUCUUCACCUCGGACCGGCUCUACGAUGUCACCCCGCCAGGCGUCACGAUGGGCCUGGCCUGGACACAGCUCGGUGGCGCCGCGAUGUACGUCGAGGCGAUCCUCCAAGCGGCCCUCAAGCGGACCAGCCGGCCGUCGCUCGAGAUCACGGGCAAUCUCAAGACGGUCAUGAAAGAAUCCUCGACCAUCGCCUACUCGUUCGCCAAGUCCUUCAUGGCCAAGGAGUUCCCAGAGAACGACUACCUCGAGAAGGCCAAGAUCCACGUGCACGUGCCCGAGGGCGCCGUGCAGAAGGACGGGCCGUCGGCGGGCGUCACCAUGGCGACAUCCCUCCUCUCCUUGUCCCUCGACCACCCCAUCGACCCCGCCGUCGCCAUGACGGGCGAGCUGACCCUGACGGGCAAGGUGCUCCGCAUCGGCGGCCUGCGGGAGAAGACGGUGGCGGCGCGCCGCGCGGGCUGCAAGAUGAUCAUCUUCCCGCAGGACAACAUGUCUGACUGGCUGGAACUUCCUGAGAACAUCAAGGAAGGCAUUGAAGGCCGCCCGGCGAGCUGGUACUCGGAGGUGUUUGACCUGAUCUUCCCCAACCUGGACCGGGAGCAGGCCAACAAGUCUAAGAUUCGCGACGACAAGAAGGACGCCGACGAGAAGUCGGACGAGGAUAAGAGCGACGACUAGAGGAGCAUGGGAGAGAGCGGGGGCGGAGGGGGAGAGAGACAGAGAGGAGUCCAGCCAGCUAUCAUGGAGGUUGGCUUCAUCCCUGCGCCAAUAACAGCCGCUGUUGUUUAUUAGGCAAGUGGCCUCGACUUUGUGCCAAUGGAUGAGGUGCGGAAUUACCCACGCCCCACGGCGGCGCAUGGGAUUGUAGGAUCGAUCGGAGGGGGGGAGGCAAAAGGGCGAAGCGUGGAGUGAAUGGACGGGGAGCUGAGGGGGAGAUGGUGGGUGCAUUUACCUGGCGUUGAGCGGCGGAGGGGGUUGUGGACACAAAUGGAUGGCAAUGGCGAUGACAUCUUGGACUCAAAUCAUAGAACGGUGGCCGGCGCCGCCACGCACAUACACAUCCUCACUCUUUGUUAAUGGAAGCUCCGUUGCAUAUUA